This is a messenger RNA of Apus apus (common swift), 6347 nucleotides long. It is a transcript of the gene DAAM1, whose product is annotated as dishevelled associated activator of morphogenesis 1. Lineage: Eukaryota; Metazoa; Chordata; Aves; Apodiformes; Apodidae. Gene Ontology annotation, biological process: actin cytoskeleton organization. The coding region runs from base 233 to 3475 and encodes 1080 amino acids. The transcript has 27 exons. The record is from RefSeq and is a predicted model, not a curated record. Gene Ontology annotation, cellular component: stress fiber. Gene Ontology annotation, molecular function: actin binding; small GTPase binding.
CGGGCUCCGCGCCGCGCAGCGCCCGCGGGUUCCGCCGUCUGUCUGUCCGCCCGCCCGUCUGUUCGUCCGUCCGUCCGUCCCUCCGCCGCCGCGGGUCUCCAAAGGGCGUAUUUCUCCGCCAGAGUGCUGCCUAAGUGUCGCUUAAUCAUUAAGCAUCUGAUUUCCUCCAAGUUAUCUGUCAUGCUGCUUAUGAUCUAGUGCCCAGGAGGGAGGGACGCAGAGGGUUGUGGCCAUGGCCCCACGGAAGAGGAGCAGUCGGGGGAUCUCCUUCAUCUUCUGCUGCUUCCGCAGCAGUGACCACCCCGAGAUCACCUACCGGCUGCGCAAUGACAGCAGCUUUGCCCUGCAGACCAUGGAGCCUGCGCUGCCCAUGCCGCCCGUGGAGGAGCUGGAUGUCAUGUUCACUGAGCUGGUGGAUGAACUUGACCUCACGGACAAGCACAGAGAGGCCAUGUUUGCGCUGCCGGCAGAGAAGAAGUGGCAGAUCUACUGCAGCAAGAAGAAAGACCAGGAAGAAAAUAAAGGAGCCACCAGCUGGCCGGAGUUUUACAUCGAUCAGCUGAAUUCAAUGGCUGCUAGGAAAUCACUGAUCGCCUUGGAAAAAGAAGACGAGGAGGAGAGAAAUAAAACUAUUGAAAGUUUGAAGACUGCACUGAGGACAAAACCGAUGAGGUUUGUAACCCGGUUUAUCGACCUGGAUGGCUUGUCAUGUAUUCUGAACUUUCUCAAAAGCAUGGACUAUGAGACAGCAGAGUCUCGAAUACAUACCUCGCUCAUCGGAUGCAUAAAAGCACUAAUGAACAACUCCCUGGGCCGGGCUCACGUCCUGGCCCACUCAGAGAGUAUCAACGUGAUCGCUCAGAGUCUGAGCACAGAGAACAUUAAGACAAAGGUGGCAGUGCUGGAAAUCAUGGGCGCUGUGUGCCUGGUUCCUGGUGGCCACAAAAAGGUACUGGAGGCCAUGCUGCACUACCAGAAAUACGCCAGCGAACGGACUCGGUUUCAGACGCUGAUCAAUGACUUGGACAAGAGCACGGGGAGGUAUCGAGAUGAAGUGAGCCUCAAGACAGCCAUCAUGUCCUUCAUCAAUGCAGUCCUGAGCCAGGGGGCUGGCGUGGAGAGCCUGGAUUUCAGACUCCACCUGAGAUAUGAAUUUCUCAUGCUUGGGAUCCAGCCAGUCAUUGAUAAACUAAGAGAGCAUGAAAAUUCAACCCUUGACCGGCACUUAGAUUUUUUCGAAAUGCUUAGAAACGAAGAUGAACUGGAAUUUGCCAAAAGAUUUGAGCUGGUCCACAUUGACACCAAAAGUGCAACUCAGAUGUUUGAGCUGACGAGGAAGAGGCUGACACACACCGAGGCGUACCCGCACUUUAUGUCCAUCCUGCACCACUGUCUCCAAAUGCCUUAUAAAAGAAGUGGCAACACUGUCCAGUACUGGCUGCUGCUCGACAGGAUCGUGCAGCAGAUUGUCAUCCAGAGUGACAAAGGGCAGGACCCUGAUGCCACUCCCCUGGAAAACUUCAAUAUUAAAAACGUCGUCCGAAUGUUAGUCAAUGAAAAUGAAGUGAAACAGUGGAAAGAGCAAGCAGAAAAAAUGCGAAAAGAGCACACCGAACUUCAGCAGAAGCUGGAGAAGAAGGAGCGGGAGUGCGAUGCCAAGGCCCAGGAGAAGGAGGAAAUGAUGCAGACACUGAACAAGAUGAAGGAGAAGCUGGAGAAGGAGUCCAACGAGCACAAGCAGGUCAAGCAGCAGGUGGCAGAUCUCACGGCGCAGCUCCACGAGAUGAGCAGGAGGGCGAUCUGUGCUGCUGGCCCUGGAGGACCUCCCUUGCCACCAGGAGCUCCUGGUGGCCCUUUACCUUCUCCAGCUCCAGGAUCCCUUCUUCCCCCUCCGCCACCACCACCACCCCCAGGGGGAUGUCCCCCACCGCCUCCCCCACCACCGCCCCCUCCGGGUGGUCCUCCACCUCCUCCUGGCCCUCCACCCCUGGAUGGAGUGUUACCUCCCCCUGGAGCACCUCUGGGCUUGGCACUCAAGAAGAAGAGCAUCCCACAGCCAACAAACGCUCUCAAGUCCUUCAACUGGUCCAAGCUGCCAGAGAACAAGCUGGCAGGCACCGUGUGGACCGAAAUAGAUGACUCAAAAGUGUUCAAAAUCCUGGACCUUGAAGACCUGGAAAGGACGUUCUCCGCCUACCAAAGACAGCAGGACUUCUUUGUGAACGGUAACUCCAGACAGAAGGAAGAUGCUAUCGAUGACACCUUGAGUUCCCGGCAUAAAGUCAAGGAGCUUUCGGUCAUAGAUGGCCGGAGAGCUCAGAACUGCAAUAUCCUCCUCUCCAGGCUGAAACUCUCAAACGAGGAGAUCAAACGAGCAAUUUUGACGAUGGAUGAGCAGGAGGACCUCCCCAAAGACAUGCUGGAACAGCUCCUGAAGUUUGUUCCUGAAAAGGGUGACAUUGACCUGCUGGAAGAGCACAAGCACGAACUGGACCGCAUGGCCAAGGCUGACAGGUUCCUCUUCGAAAUGAGCAGGAUAAACCACUAUCAGCAAAGGUUGCAGUCCCUCUACUUCAAGAAGAAGUUUGCAGAGAGAGUUGCAGAAGUCAAACCCAAGGUGGAAGCCAUCCGCGCGGGCUCCAAGGCAGUGCUGCAGAGCAGCAGCCUCCAGCAGCUGCUGGAGGUGGUCCUGGCCUUCGGGAACUACAUGAACAAAGGCCAGAGGGGCAACGCCUUCGGGUUUAAGAUCUCCAGCCUCAACAAGAUCGCGGACACCAAGUCCAGCAUUGACAAGAACAUCACCCUUCUGCACUAUCUCAUCACCAUCGUUGAGAAGAAAUACCCCAAAGUUCUCCGCCUGCACGAGGAGCUGCGAGACAUCCCGCAGGCAGCCAAAGUCAACAUGACCGAGCUGGAGAAAGAAAUAAACACUCUGAGGAGCGGCCUGCGAGCGGUGGAGACUGAGCUGGACUUUCAGAAGUCUCAGGUUCAGCAAACAGGCGACAAGUUUGUGUCUGUCGUCAGCCAGUUCAUCACGUUAGCCAGCUUCAGCUUCUCAGACGUUGAAGAUCUUCUGAUGGAAGCAAAAGAGCUGUUUUCCAAGGCUGUGAAGCACUUUGGAGAAGACACGGACAAAAUGCAGCCUGAUGAGUUCUUUGGCAUCUUUGACCAGUUCCUUCAAGCCGUGACAGAGGCCAAGCAGGAGAAUGAGAACAUGAGGAGGAGGAAGGAGGAGGAGGAGCGCCGGGCACGCAUGGAGGCUCAGCUGAAGGAGCAGCGGGAGCGGGAGCGGAAGGCGAGGAAGGCGAAGGAGAGCGGGGAGGAGGGCGGCGAGUUCGAUGACCUGGUCUCGGCCCUGCGCUCGGGCGAAGUCUUUGACAAGGACCUGUCCAAGCUGAAGCGCAACCGCAAGCGCAUCGCCAGCCAGCUGGCCGACAGCGGCCGCGAGCGGCCCGUCACCAAGCUCAACUUCUGAAAGACACACACACCGCCCCCCCCCAGAAACCCAACAGCAAAGAAACCCAGCGAGCAACGCGGCGGGUUAGUCUUUCUGCAGUGGGUAGGGGUUCGGUGUGUUGGUUUUGUUUGGUUGUUGGGGUGGUUGUUUUUUUUUUGCAUUCCCAUGAUACUGCCUUGCGGUUCGACGCGGAACAGUGGGACGCUCUUUCUCCCCCCAGCGAGUGUGUGUGUGUGUAGAUACAGUGUAUAUAUAGGGUGGGUUGGGGGUGUGGAUGGAGGAGCCCACCUGGGUGGCUGCCAGUGCUGCCUCCUCCCCUCUCACCCUCUCCGAAAAGUCCUUCUCCCCAUGCACAAGCACAAUGUCCGCGGAGCAAGAGGAGACCCAACCCAGAGACGCUGACGGUCCCCGUGGUCCCCACAGGCAAUGGGAGGCCCUCCUGCUGAGGACACACCCCCCCCCCCAGCCCGUCUGUGGGGGGACACCUUGCGCACAAGCCGAGGGGUUGAAAAGAGGAGAAGAAAAAAAAAAAACCCAGCAAAGUUGACUGAACUUUAACGUGCUUGUUUUUUCCGCUUCUCUUUGUUCUCAUGAUUAUUCCAAACAAACUUCGCACCUCUGGUGCUUUCGCGCUGGUUCCCGAGCGCGGCGCUCCCGGCGAUGCUCUUCCCAUCGUCCUUGGGAAAUGCUCUCUUUCCUCUUCCCACCAACCUUGCUAAAGGAAGAAGGUCACCCCAAAGUGCUUCCCGCUCCACCGCCGCACAGAUGAGAUGUGUUCAUCCUUCUAUCCCCUGUUCUGGCCCGAGACGGCGGGAAAGGCGGGUUCUCAGAAGAGACGAAGAGCACGAACUUUUGUGUUGUAAUUUUUAUUCUCGUUUUCUGUUCAGUGGGACAAACUGUAUCCUCUGUAAAGGUGGGUCAGCUCCGAGGGUCUCUGGUGUACAGAGGGGCUGGUGCAAAACCCACCGGCUUUUCCACCCACCUUCUUUUCUUUCUCCUUUACCGGACACACAGAAGCAGCGAUGCCAAGAAACACUUGUCUCUUCAAGCCAGGUCAGUUUUUCAUCUGGUUUGCUGUUGGUUGUCAUUGCAAAUUUGUAAGCAGAUCUACCUGUCAAAUGUCAGUCCAAAAAAUUAAAUAAUAAAGAAUAAUAAUAAUUUAAAAAAAGACAAAAAAAAACUUAAUAAAAAUAAUUCCGAGCUCUCAGGGAGUAAUAAUUUAAAGGUUUAGAAAAUUGAGAAUUGGAAAAUAAAAAGUAACCACCAUUAACAUAUUAACAUUUCUAUUCUUAAAUUAUGCUGAAUAUAUAGAGGACUGUUACUUUUUACUUUUUAUUUAUUUGUGGUGUGUUGUUGUUUUUGGUUUUUUUUAAGGAAAACGAAACAAGCCCUUUUGAUACCACCAAUACUUUUUGUGAUCCUUUUUUGGGGUUUUCUUUUUUGUCUGUUCGUUCUUUUUUUUUUUUUUUUUUUUACUGUGGAGAGAUGAGUUUGUCCCUGUUGCACUAGAUAUUAACUCUUAUUUGAGAUAAGGUUGGUUUGUUGUUGGUUUUGUGGUUGUUUUGGUGGUUUUUUUGGUCAGAUAACCGGUAUUACAGGCGGGGGAUGGGAUGUCAGUUAACUCAAUGUACUGUAUAAGCAGAAGUGCUGUUUAAAAUUUAAUUUGUAUGACAAAAAAAACCAUAAGGUUCUAAGCACCCAAAGGCCGUGGGGUCUGUGUGCUGAGUGAAAGCUGUGAAAUCUCUCUCUAACCAGAGUUGUCAAGAGCUGUGGUUUUACCAUUUUGUUCUUCUCUUCAUUGCAACUUUUGACGCACUGUAGAUUAUAAAAAAAAAAAAAAAGGACAAAAAAAAAAACACUUUCUGAGUAGCAUUUUAAAGCAGUAAUAAAUAAAGCAGGUAAGCAGCAAAUAGCAAAAAGCAGCACCUCAUACCCAAGCAGCUGCAAAAGCUGCAGAUUAUGUUCAAGGUGGAGUUAAGCACUUUGCUUUAAGAAGGAGGGGAAAUAAGGACAAAAGGUAAUGAUAAUACUAUUCCUUAACUAAAGUGCCUCUAUUUAUAUUUUUUAUUUAUGGCUGAAAAAAAAAUGAAAAAAAAAAAAAUGGGGCUGAUACAAUUGAGGGAAUGGACUUUGGGGAGAAUUGAAAAUAGAAAAAAAAAAAAAAGAAGAAAAAAAAAAGGUUUUGAAAAAACAAAACACCUCUGGCCUCUGAUGGUUUAAGGAAUGGUUGGUCACACGUGUUUAAUUUGAAAGGUGGUGGGAGUCAGGAAUGGCAGUCACCUCCUAGGGGUCCCUGGGUGCAGGGCUUGGCCACCAGCACCCACCCACCCCUGGCUCCUGCCUCCACAACCCCAGUGCCACAUCAGGACCUUUCCUGACAGAUUUCCUCUUGCCCUUCCAAACCUGUUUUUUGGUUUUGUUUUUAAUUUUAUUUUACUGUUUUCCAGCAGCCUCCCUGUCAGGCUGAGUUUGCCAUUUCUGUGUUUUCUUUCCAAAAAAAGAAAAGGAAAAAAAAAAUUAAUAUUCUAUCUCUAUAAAUAAAUAAAACACAAAGGCUGUGUGCAGGUAAUUCCAUGUGCCAUUGUUGAAAACUACUUUUAGAUUUGGUGCUGGUGUAAGUAGCCACUCUUUUCUCUUGGGUGUGUAUUUUAAAGAUGAUUUUUUUUUUUUUAAUAAUGCCAAAAGAAAAAAAAAAACACACAACACCAUAAUAAUUUGUAAACUGAAUUAUAUGUCUUGGACCUUAUUAGCUUUGUAGUGACCAAGGUAGUCUGUUAGGUGUAAGGUUGUUAGUAGUCUUAGCUAGCAGGAGAUGCUGUGUCAUGUUACCAGACUGUACAUUUUCUAAGAUGGCAAAAUGCAAUAAAGAGAAAUGAUUUCGGUGAGUGUA